Saccharomyces mikatae IFO 1815 is the source of this 1320-nucleotide messenger RNA. It is a transcript of the gene TIF3, whose product is annotated as Tif3p. The record is from RefSeq and is a predicted model, not a curated record. Bases 1 to 1320 code for a protein of 439 amino acids. The transcript has a single exon. Gene Ontology annotation, molecular function: RNA binding. NCBI's taxonomy places the organism in Eukaryota, Fungi, Ascomycota, Saccharomycetes, Saccharomycetales, Saccharomycetaceae.
AUGGCUCCACCAAAGAAAACCGUUAAAAAGAUGGACCUUACGUCAUUCUUAAAUGAUGACACUUUUGGUUCAUCUUGGGCUGAAGAAGAUGUUGAUUUGAAUAAGAUUACAAUUCCUAUUGAAACUGCUAACGCAAAUACCAUUCCAUUGUCCGAAUUAGCACAUGCUAAAAACAACAGUAACAACAUGCGUUCAGGCGGCUUCGGUGGCAGUUUCGGUGGCAGUGGUGGUAGAUCCAGAUUAGACCCUGCUUUGGGAGGCGGUUCCUCUGAGAGAAGAGAGGAAUACCCUGUUCCGGAUGCUCCACCAUAUAGGGCUGUCAUAAACAACAUUCCAUGGGAUAUUACCCCAGAGGGGGUUCAAGCUUGGGUCGAGGAUGGUUUAGUCAAGCCUGAAGCUGUUGAGGAGGUUAUUUUGCCAAAGAAUCUAAGAGAUCCAACAAGAUUAAAGGGUAAUGCCUUUGUUACUUUGAAAGAAAGAACGGAUUUGGUUGCAGUUUUAAAAUUCAAUGGCACCAAGUUGAAUGAAAGAACCGUUUAUGUUUCUGUUGCCGCCCCAAGAAGAAUGGGUGGUGCAGAUGUUGAUUGGAGUAGUGCUAGAGGUUCCAAUUUCCAAGGUGAUGGAAGAGAAGAUGCGCCAGAUCUAGAUUGGGGUGCUGCUAGAGGGUCUAACUUCAGAGGUCCAAGAAGAGAAAGAGAAGAAGUUGAUAUUGACUGGACUGCUGCAAGAGGUUCUAAUUUCCAAAACUCCUCUAGACCACCUAGAAGAGAAAGAGAAGAACCAGACAUUGAUUGGACUGCCGCUAGAGGCUCUAACUUUCAGAAUUCUUCCAGACCACCAAGAAGAGAAAGGGAAGAACCAGAUAUUGAUUGGAGCGCUGCUAGAGGUUCUAAUUUCCAAAAUUCCUCAAGACCACCAAGAAGAGAGAGAGAAGAGCCAGACAUUGAUUGGAGUGCUGCUAGAGGCUCUAAUUUCCAAAACACUUCGAGGCCACCAAGAAGGGAAAGAGAAAGAGAAGAACCUGCUUUGGAUUGGGGUGCUGCAAGGGGCGCUCAAUUUGGUAAGCCUCAACAGGCCAAAAAUUCUUUCAAGGAUAGAUCUACAUCGAAUAAAAAGACUGCCGAAGAACAACCAAAGAUUCAGAAGUCUGUUUAUGAUGUGUUACGUACUGAAGAUGAUGAUGAAGAUGAAGAUGCUGAAAAACAAAGUGGGGAUGCAAAAGAAAACAAUGCUGAUGUCACAAUCGGGAAACUACAGGAAAAAGCCGCUCAAUUGACUGUUGAGGAUGGCGACGAUUGGGAAGUUGUUGGUAAGAAAUAG